AUGGAGAGACCGCGGGGCCUGAGUGGCAUGACCUUUGGCGAAGCCGUGAUUAUGGACAGCGAAGACAGCAAUGGGCGGCAGCAAAACGCCGAAGCUGCGCCCACUGCUGCCCAAUUCCGAUCGCCAAUGACAUCUAGGACCCGCUCGCUGUCCGACAGCACUGGCACGCCGUCGAAGCUUUCGCCCAGCCCGAGAAUCGUCGAGACGUCGAGACGGACCUCCAAGGACGACAGCAGCAUCACCCACCUGCCGCCGCCCGAGACACCGCGACGCUCGGAGCUGAGAGGCCUGUCGAUCCAGAUGCCGCCGCGGCAAUCCACUCCACCACCGGGCACCCCAUCCGGUGCCUACAUACGGCCAGCUCCGUUGUCGCCCAAGCUGGAUCACUCGCAUACCUACGCCUCUCCCACCAAUCUCUUACCCCGCCGCUCCCGUGGCCUCGACUUCUCGCGCGCUGCGACUAGCCUCCAUCAUUCGAUGCUGGCUGAGCAGCCAUCAGAUGACUUGUCGCCAAUGAUUACAGACCGAGCGAUGAAUAUUCCUCCUCGACGAGGGCCAUAUGGAGGGACAGAACAGACGUCGACGUCUUUGUGGUCUAUGAUGGGCAACCAGGAACGGCUUAAUAUCAGCACUUCACUUGGAAGCAACCAUGCCCAUGCCCCACCGUCCGACUCCUCUAGCUCUUCCUCUGAAGAUGACGACAUGGACGAGGACAUGGACGAAGCCUAUGUAACGACUCCCCAAGUGUCCAAGAUGGGUAUGCCUCCGGCGCCGGGUUCGCCCUCAAUAGGCAGUCUUGCAAGCUUCCAGCACCGGCAACGACACCACCGCAAACACCCUAAAAUGAAGCCACGCGGUCCUCUAGGCCUUGGAUUCAACCUCGCUUCUGCUGUCCUCUCCAAGUCACCACCAAGCAACUCAGCUGCGGCACGAGCUAGACGGGAGAGCAUAAGUUGGCAGGCAAAUCAACUUCAUAUCUCGUCGGGAGAUAUGGAUGAAGGCGGUGCCGCAGAGGGGAGUAGCAGCGACCAAAGGAAUGUGAUACGGCGAGUUGUAACUCGGCGGGGGAAUCUUUUGCCCAAGGCGAAAGCAUUUGCGCGCAUCCGGGCAGCGCUUGCUGAGGAGGGGGCGCCAGCAGAAGCCGAAUUCAUAAGGGAGGCAGAAAUCGUAAAGCAAGUUCGAGAAAGCGAUGUCGACCUCGAGCCUCGUCAUCAACCCACAGGAGGGGAUACAAAUGCCAUGACGACGGCUCACUCAUCGCCUAAUCUGGUCGGGAAUCAGGAGACGCUGGAAGAUAUCCCGGCAGAUGACUCAAUGGGCGAGUUGGGCGCGAGUUUGUCGAGUAGCUUCAAACAGCAUGCCAUGAAGAAUUCCAAAGGCAAACAAUUCUGGGAUACCUUUUCUGAAUCCAGCGGAGCAAGAACACCCCCUCCCUCGGCAUCUGCCUUUUUACCUCGCGGUUCAUCAUCGGGGAUGAGUGAGGAUACUAACAUGGACUCGCCCUCUCUAAGCUCUGCUGCUUUCCACAACGGCCAAUUACCCAGCGCAGCAGAAAUUACACGGCGAAUUAACAACAAACGCCGUCGAGACGACGACUUUGACCCGACAAGUUUCAAACGCCGUGCCGUCAGCCCCAGCAUCAGCGCGCACAACUCGCCCGUUGUACAAAGUCCAAUGCAGCGCGACGUGAUGCCGUGGGGCUCACGGCCAGGCAGUACCGGUGGCGACAGAGGAAGCAGCUCAACGGGCCAAGUCAGCAGGAAAGGGAGAGUUGGAUUGCAGGGGAUGGUGGAUACGAACGACGGCAUCAUGCGCAUGAGCAUUGAGUGA
Messenger RNA from Trichoderma breve, 1830 nucleotides. RefSeq lists its product as uncharacterized. The coding region runs from base 1 to 1830 and encodes 609 amino acids. The transcript has 4 exons. NCBI's taxonomy places the organism in Eukaryota, Fungi, Ascomycota, Sordariomycetes, Hypocreales, Hypocreaceae. The record is from RefSeq and is a predicted model, not a curated record. Gene Ontology annotation, cellular component: site of double-strand break.